AUGGUGACUCUUGCUGACGAUGAAGAUACAAACCCACCAAAACUCAAUCUUACAAACCCACAAAAUCAAACAACACUUGAUGUUCCUAUAUUCCCAGCUCGUGAUGGCCCUCAACGAUUAGUAGCAGCGGCAACAAAACAACCAAAAAAUCGACAAAAAGUUAGAUUAGAGCCAGGUCAUUCACCACUAGACUGGGCCAAGUUAUGCUCCUCAGGGAAAGAUCUCAGAGGAGUAACGCAACUAAGCAGAUAUACAUUAGACGAUCUAAAAAAACAUAAAACAGAAGACGAUGCUUGGACAGCCAUUCACGGAAAAGUUUACAAUAUCACACCUUAUUUAAAAUUUCAUCCUGGUGGAGUAAGAGAUUUGAUGCGUUGUGCAGGCAGGGAUGGCACGAAGCUAUUCAUGCUGACACAUUCAUGGGUAAACGUCGAUUUCCUCUUGGAAAAAUGUUUGGUAGGGUUUUUAGUUCCUUCUUCUGUUGAUGGAUAA
Molecule: messenger RNA, 492 nt
Organism: Mycotypha africana
Lineage: Eukaryota; Fungi; Mucoromycota; Mucoromycetes; Mucorales; Mycotyphaceae
Product: cytochrome b5-like heme/steroid binding domain-containing protein
Exons: 4
Coding region: 1-492 (163 amino acids)
Molecular function (GO): heme binding
Source: RefSeq, a predicted model, not a curated record